Messenger RNA from Acipenser ruthenus (sterlet), 2279 nucleotides. Its product is annotated as insulinoma-associated protein 1a-like. The transcript has a single exon. Gene Ontology annotation, biological process: regulation of cell cycle process; neuron differentiation; negative regulation of transcription by RNA polymerase II. The record is from RefSeq and is a predicted model, not a curated record. The coding region runs from base 379 to 1824 and encodes 481 amino acids. Lineage: Eukaryota; Metazoa; Chordata; Actinopteri; Acipenseriformes; Acipenseridae. Gene Ontology annotation, cellular component: transcription repressor complex; nucleus. Gene Ontology annotation, molecular function: RNA polymerase II cis-regulatory region sequence-specific DNA binding; DNA-binding transcription repressor activity, RNA polymerase II-specific.
AUCUAAGCGUCAAUCUGCAUAAUUCUGAGGGACCACGCGCCGGGGACAAACUCACAUCUGCUGCUGGCUCUGCUCCCCGGAGACACGAGCGGAUCGGGUUGCGGCCGCUCCCAUUGGCGCUUGGUUUGCAGCCAUCUGCGGCCCCGCGGGCAAACAAUGGGUGCCUGCUGCCUUUAAAUACCGCGGCGUGGAGAGGGGUGUGAGUAUCAGCGAGAGCUGCAAGGGACGAGAGCUCUACUUUCUAACAGGAGAACAUACUACACGGCUACCUCGCUCUCCACAAGAGACACAGGCUGGUGACCAAAUAAAAAAGACACUUUAUUUUAUUUGUUUAUUUAUUUAUUUAUUUAUUGUUGGAAUACGGGAAAAGAAGCCAAGAUGCCGAGAGGGUUUUUGGUAAAGCGGACCAAGAAAGCCGGCCCCGUGUCUUACAGGGUACGCAGUAGUGUCGAGGAUGAAACUGCAGUGCAAAAGUUUACUUCCGUCAUCUCCUCGACGUGGGCUCGCUGCCCGGAUACCUGGGAAAGAAGCGCCGCUGCUCCUACUGCCCCUUCCGCCGCGCCUUCUUCCCUCGCUAGUCGCGGCUUGGUUAUGGCAAACACCCAGAGUGUGGAAAGCCGGAUACACUUUGGGGGGGUGCCAAAGGCCCCCUGCGCCCCGUCAUUGAGUCCAAACCGACCGGUCAGCACAGAGUACCCGCCGCAGUACCCAUCCACCGGGGGAUACCUGGACAGAAAACGCAACUCCAGCUCGCCCGUACAAGCCGAGUCUUUCCCAGAGCCGAGCCCAAAUUCAUUCACAUCGCUAGGCGGCGGACAAAUGGCUUUCCUGCCUCCCCUAGCCGACAUGGCCACCAAACUGGGCUCUGUAUGCAGUCGCGCAUCACUGUCAGAACACCCGCAAUCACUGAAGAGACGAGCCGCCGAUGAACCCAAAGCGAAACAGCCACAUUCCAAAAAAGCCAAGACUACCGCCGCCCACAGCAGCAGCGAAAGAAAGCCGAAAGACGAGGUCACCACGUCUCCGGUUUUGGGUUUACGCAUCAAGGAAGACCCCGAGGAGGAUUCCAAGCCCCGCUCCAAUACCAGCAGCCCGCUGGACAAGUUCAUCUGUCAGCUGUGCAAAGAGGGGUACUCAGACCCGCUCUCCCUGGCGCAGCACAAGUGCUCACGCAUCGUCCGAGUGGAGUACCGCUGCUCGGAGUGCGACAAGGUGUUCAGCUGUCCGGCUAACCUGGCUUCUCACAGGCGCUGGCACAAACCCCGCAGCGCCCAGCUGGCUGCCCCCUCAGAUACCCACUCGAACACAUCCUCUCCCGGGCGGCACAGCCCGCUCCUCCCGCACCCGAUCAACAAGUCCAGCCGGGAAGCCAGCACGCCAUCCCCGCAGCCUUCAGAUUCGGGCUCUGAUGAGGAGCUCGUAUUCUUUGACUGCCCGCAUUGCUCCAAGAAAUUCCGCAGACAGGCUUACCUGAGGAAGCACCUUGCCCUCCACAACAGACCGAGCGCAGUCUCACAACAGAGCCAGCAAGCGGCUGCUGAAAACAUCUUGGAGAAGAAGCCCCGACUUAACCAGGGCACCCCCCAGUUCGCCACCGCCACGGCCGCUCCCGGUCCUAUCUACCUCGGCAGAGACGCGGUACUGCAGCCCGCUGCGCCAAUGAGAAUUCUGUCUGCAGUAGUCGCAGCCCAAAUUGCAGAGGUGUACCCGUGCCGGUUUUGCUCUGAGAAGUUUUUCUCCUCUCCCGGAUUAACACGGCAUAUCAACAAGUGCCACCCCACAGAAACCAGACAAGUGAUUCUGCUAUCGCAGUCUGCUAUGUAAAACUAUAGGUAAAACCAAAAAAAAAAAAAAAAAAACACAUUUAAGACGACGUUGUGUCUGUGUUACCCUGUAGAAUUGUGUGAAACUUUCAAACACUGUUACAAAACUGCCUUAAACACAAAAAAAAAACCUUAAAAAAGAAUAAGCGACAUAUUUUGUUUAGCUUUUUUUUAUAUUCGUGUGUGUGUUUGUGAUGUGUAUGGUUCCCCACGAAAAGCUGGGGGAUAUAAAUUAUAUUAUUUAUUUAUGCUGUGCUUUUUUUGUAUGAAACAUUGUGCUGCUUUUUUGUAUUUAUGAAAAAAAGAAAACUGUGUUUUUAUUAUUUUGAAUAAGAAGCUCUUAUUUAUAUACAACAAACAAGACAAAAUACACCACCAUCCAGAUAUUCUGUACUUCUGCACAUCAUGAAAUGUUCUGGGAUAUUUAAUCAAUAAAACGAAAGAUCCCUAAUAUAA